GCGGCUCCGCCUCCCGCCGUGGCCGCUGGCGCUGGGAGGCCCCGCAGACGCCAUUUCCUCGGCGCCCCCGCGGCGGCGCGGCUGCAUCAGCGCUGACGUGAGGCCGACGUGCGGCUCCGCCCGGCCCGAUCCCCCCCACCCCCUGUGACGGGGGCAGCACGUACAGGGCGGCGGACUGAUGACCAUGGAAAUGGUUGAACAGGAUGACAGUGCAGCGGAUUCUCUGACAGAGAGACGUGCUGGUCCCCUUCAGAAUCAGCCAGGCCAGAAUCAGAUUUCCUCAGGAUCUGAGGUUUCUGUAGCUGCUUCCAGUGCUGGAAGAGGAUCUCCAGCUGUAACUCUAGUGCAGUUGCCUUCUGGUCAAACUGUUCAUGUCCAGGGUGUCAUUCAAGCUACACAGCCCUCAGUCAUUCAGUCACCACACAUGCAAGCUGUUCAGGUAGCAUCGAUUGCAGAUGAAGCUGCACCAUCAGAAGUGAUAAUUGAUUCUCAAAAACGUAGGGAAAUACUUUCAAGAAGGCCUUCAUACCGAAAAAUUUUGAAUGAACUCUCAUCAGAUGCACCUGCAGUAGCGAAGAUUGAAGAAGAGGAGAAGUCAGAAGAUGAAGGAACGCCUUCUGGUAUUUCUGCAAUGGCCAUGCCAACCAGCCUGUAUCAUACUAACACAGGGCAAUACCUUACCAUAUCUCAAGGUGGUACAAUUCAGACCGUGACAAAUUCAGGAGCUCCUCAGCCAGGCGCUACCAUUGUGCAAUAUGCAGCACAGUCAUCUGAUGGCACGCAACAGUUUUUUGUUCCUGGAAGCCAAGUUGUUGUUCAAGCUGCCACUGGAGACAUGCCAGCUUACCAGAUUCGAACUCCCACCACUACCUUACCUCAGGGAGUGGUUAUGGCAGCCUCACCAGGGACUUUGCACAGCCCUCAGCAAAUGGCAGAAGAGGCAACACGCAAGAGAGAGCUGAGACUUUUGAAAAAUAGGGAAGCUGCCAGAGAAUGUCGCAGAAAGAAGAAAGAAUAUGUCAAAUGUCUUGAAAAUCGUGUGGCUGUGCUUGAAAACCAAAACAAGACUCUCAUUGAGGAACUCAAGGCCCUCAAAGAUCUUUAUUGUCAUAAAGCAGAAUAACUGUCUUUCAUUUGGACCUCCUUUAUUAUGAACUUUAAUCAAGGCAUGAGAGGAAGCAAUUCUACAGAUUGCCAUAUGAACUUGAGAAAGAGACACUUGAGGCCCUUGUGGAACCCAGUUUUGCUUAGUGUUUUCAGACUGAUUUGGGAGAUAUUCCAAAAUUUGGAAUUCUGUCAUAGUCUCCAUACUCUGCUGAGCUUUCUAAUGGCAUGCAAAUGGCUUUUUUGUUUGCACUUUUUACUUCUGCUUUUUGCAGGGAAGCUGCUAAAGAAUGUCGACGUCGGAAGAAAGAAUACAUAAAAUGUCUGGAGAGUCGUGUUGCAGUGCUAGAAGUUCAGAACAAGAAACUUAUACAGGAGCUUGAAACCCUAAAAGACAUUUGCUCUUCCAAAACAGAUUAGUAAAUAUAUUUAUUAUACUGUGAACUAAGAUAUGUCCAGUUGCUUUGUAAGACAAUACAUAGCCAACAUAACUUAUGGCAUCUUUGUGUCAUUUAUAAUAUAUUCCAACUCCUAACAUUCCUGAAUGCUUUCCUGCUUUUUGUCAAUUCAUAGCUCUAAUUUCAGGUUUUUCAUGCACCAUCCUUCUGUCUCCCAAGGAGCCAAAUUUUAAAAAAUAUAAAGAAGUAAAAAAGUGCAUAAUUUCUAUGAGCUGUUUCUUUGCCAUAUAUUUACAUACUACUUUUUACAUGUUACUGAGUAUCCUGCACAUUCAAAAUAUUUUGCAAUUGUUUUAGAUGAAUCAUAAAGAUAAUGCAUCCAGUAAUACAAGAAAAUCAACCAACCCAAGGUAUCUCAGGAAAGAGUUUAUAAAAGAAUGUUAUGAUUAUAUGUAAGUACUAGCAUACUAGCCUACAGAUGAAUUUAUGGCAUAUUUUUAUAUUAGUUGCUUUGUGGAAAAAAGUAUUGUAUUGCUGUCACUGAGUGCCAUGGUUAAAGAUAGUUUUUAAUAGAAACAUGUUGUUUAACCUGUGUAGUGUCUGAUUUCCUUUAAAAACCUGGUUGAGAUGCUUUAAAAUCCAUGAGUAUCUGAAAGAAGACAAAGGGAAAAAAGCACACCUAAGCUCAUGACAUGAUGCUAAAUAUGUUGUAAAUACCUGUAAGAAGCUCUCUGUUAUAUGGCUGCUAUUUACUUAAAUUUUCUGUAAUCUGCAGAAUAUUUGAUUUGCUGGAGGUCUGUAUAUCAAAAUUUAAAUGUUCAUCCUGAAUACUUCACAUUCUAGAUCCUGUACACCUGUAGAUAAUUGCCUGUAGUGAAGAUUGAUUCAAUUCUUUUCACAAUUUCAGCAAACUAUUGAGUGGUGGUCAAGGUGUCCUAAAGAAGGAAGCUUUUCAAUAAGUGACUAUUGGCUCAUUCACUGAAUUCUGGAAUAGCCUAUAGAUGGGAUCUGAAGAGUUUUAACAUAAACCCAUGUUUAAACCACGUUACAGCUCUCAUAAAUGCAGUAUGUUCCAACUUUCCAUUGUGCUUUGAAAAAACUAGUGUAUAUGCAAAGUUGCUUCUGGGUACUUUUUAAAUUCAGGAAUGAUCUAAUUGUUUGGCCAGUACAGUUUAUGAGCAGAGUAUUUGGGAGCUUUGCUGGAACUAAUGGCUUUACUGAUGUGGUAGGAAGAAAGGCCUGUAUCCUACUUAACUGGCUUUACUGAGGGUGUGUGUGUGUGAGUGUGUGGAAGGGGGAGGAGGGAUGGAAUCCUACUGAAGUUAUUGAGACUUCCUAAUUUAAUUUAAACUCAAUUUGCAUUUAACCCUCUUCACUCUGACCCUGUUGGGAUGGGUUGGUUUAUGUAUAUGUUUUUUUUUUUCUUCCCUAAAUUUCUUGAAAUACACAGGAUCAUUUUCUUGAAUACUUUGAAAAUCCCACUAAGUACCUAAGUGACACCAUUUGUAAGAAGAGGUAUUCUCUCUCACUUCCUGCAGCCACAUCAGUUGAUUGAAGGAGGUAAGAAGAUACCUCUGGCCUCUAAGGCUCUGAUGCAGGUUUGGAACAAAAAAAGUAAACUUUGAAAUACCUUCUUCACUGUGAAAAUACAUCUGAAAUGCUAAGGUCAGCAGAAGUCAAAGGUUCUGUUCAGGUUGGACAGGAUGAAUGCAAUCUGCAGAUCCAUGUUGCAGCCUCUGUAGUGCAACAAGUAAGUUAUUUGUUAUGGCUCUGUCACUAAAGUCUGUUUUCUGUUAUGGGUAGGCAUUGCUUCUGACUCACAAGGGAUUUGGAAACUUAAAUAGAGAGAAACUUGUGUGUGUGUGUGGUAGAUACAUCUCCAGUAAAAAAUCCCCUUUAUCUUCACAAUAGUGUCUGGUACUAAUUACAGUUAGAAAUUUGAUGGGAGGAAUCCUUGUCUAUUCCACUUCUGUGUAGUUUUUAUUUAUUUCUUUACUAGUAGAAUCAUACAAUGGUUUGGGUUGGAAGGGACCUUUGAGAACAUCUGAUUCCAAACCUCCAUGCCAUAGGCAGGGAUGCCACUCACUAGUAAAUCAUGUUGCUUAGAGCUCCAUCCAACCUGGCCUUGAAUGCUUCCAGAGAUGGGGCAACCACAUCUUCACUGAGACACUUGUUGAGUGCUAAUUUCAUAGUAAAGAAUUAAUUCCUAAUAUCUAAUGUGCAUCUCCUCUUUAUAACAAUUGUCCCUUGUCCUGUCAUUUUCUACCUGUGUAAAAAAUUAUCUCCUCCUUUCCUGUAAGUACUGAAAGACUCAGUGAGGUCUCCCUGGAACUUUCUUUUCUCCAGGAUGAAAUAGCCCAGCCAUUUCAGGCAGUUCUCAUUGGAGAGGUGCUCCUACCCUGUGAUUAUGUUUGUGGUACUCCACCAAACCUGCUCUAACAGGUCCAUGGCUUUCCUGUGCUGAGGCCCCCAGAGCUGGAUGCAGCACUGCAGGGGGUCUCUGCCAGAGCAGAGUAAAGGGGCAGAAUCCUCUCCCUGACCUGCUGCCCACCCUGCUGUGGAUGCAGCCCAGGAUGGACUCAGCCUUCGGGGCAGCAGGCACACACUGUAGCACUGAUGGAUGUGGUGCAGGAAAAAGGGCUUUUCAAUACAAUAGUAUUCUUUGUAUAGAAACACCCAAGUGAAUCUGAGUUGGUUUAUUAUAAGAGAAUUUGAGCGCUGCCCAAGCUUUGAUUUGGCAGAGCCAAGAGUUUUGUUUUCUCAUUAUCAAGAAAAAAGGCCAAAAAAAUUGUGGUUUUGUCCUUCCUGUUAGAAAAUUGCAUUUCUAUUGUAUGAAACUCUUUUAUUGCUGAAGCCACACAACUGCAAGUUUAUUUAAGAUAGACAGCUAGAGGAUUGGCCUUGGAGGGAAAGUGUGUACACAGGCCUGCAUGGAUUUUAAUUUUUUUUUUUUCAAAAUAGAUUUUCAUGUAGCUCAGGUAAAAUAGUCUCUUGGAAAAUAUCUUCAGCUUCCUAGACUUGUGGGUGAUGAGGAAUGUAAUAGUCAGCUUUGAGUCAUAGCUGUUUCCCUCUUUAAGCAGAUGUGCAAAGUCUAUAGGCUAUCCAGACAGAUCUCUCUUGACUCUCUAAAACAGCCUCAGCUGUUUUGGCCAGUGAAGAAAGGGAUUAAAAUAAGUAUAUUGUAAGAGUAGGUGUGGAUUUGGCUUCUUUGGAAGGACUUUUUGAUUGUUAUUCCCACAGAUUUUGCGCUUUGCAAGAAUAAUUGCAGAUUUUUUUUGUUUGUUUGUUUUUGACUGCACUUACACAGGCCUGAGGAGUGCAAGUUGUCUCCUGCUUGGUUUUCCUUCUGUUCUUGUCACACGUAAUUGCUGAUCUGUACUGGUACUCUGCAGACAUCGGUGUAACAGCUAAAUUCAGUGUGAUUGUUUUCUGAAUUAAAUAUCACUUCAAAGAAAACGAAGGGGUCUGCUCAGCUUCUAGUUUGGAUUGACUCAUUUUGCCCACAGUUUUUUCCUGUUUCAUCCCCAUAGUAUUUAGUGUGUGGGUGUGUACAAGGCAAGACUGUAUUGAGUGCUGUGCUGUUAAGCAGCUGACAGAAGUAACUGCCUUUUGCUUGUCAGCCUUUCUGUAGAAAAUACUGUCAUGUGGGGAGAGGGUCUAGUCUUUUUUGAGAUUUUUUUUUUCAGGCACUAUGAGACCCUUGUGAAUGAGAAUAACAGUGAUCUCAUUAUUCCAGCAAAAGUGUUCUAGUAUUUGCUUGAUAUAAUAACUGAGGGAAAUAAUUUAGGUAAAUUCUAGAGCAAUUUGGUAGUCUGUCAUGCCAACUGGAAAUGGCGGGUAGCAAAAAUCAAAUUAUUCUUCUCUGUCUAAUGAAUUUUUAGUCUACUUUCUCAGGUUUCUGGGUUUUUUUAAAUUCUGAGUUAGAACUUCCUUCUUGCAGCAGACUUGCUCUAAUACAGUAUGAAGCAAAAGCUUUGUAUAUGCACAAAGUCUGAGAGAGAGCUGCAUGUAGACUGAGGAAAAAAAACUUCAUUUUGUAUUCUGUGUGACUUGAAUGGAAAAAACAGUGAAGGAAGUGUCUUUGUUAUGGUAACUGCUGAGCUUUUUCCUCUCUUUUAAUAGCCUUUGUCAGUGAAAUCAGGUGUGAUUAAUACAUCUCAUGAAUGGAAUUAGGGCUAUAAAAAUGUCAUGAUUGAGAAAUCUCGUUAUCUAGCCAAGUCAUUGUUUUUGUUUUGUGGCUUCAAAAAUACGAUUUCCAAACAACCUUGAAUGAGGCUCUUGAUAUCCUCACUUUCAUGAUUCUCCCCUCCACCCCUUCCCAAUGUGGUUGUACUCACACCAGGUAAAAGUUGCUGCAGAGUUGUUUAACAAGCUCAGUCUGGACCAAUGGGGGUGUUUUUUCUAAAAUAAUUCUGUUAAGGCUUUUUCUCCCCCUAAGCAAAGUACUUAUCACAUUUCUAGCUUCCAUUAAUUCUUACAGAAGUGAGAGAACUGUAAACACAUUUUUAAGUUUAAUGCAUACUGAGGUGUUUUGCUUGAUGAAGUUGAUUCUGAAAAUCUAGAUUCUCCUGGAUCCUGGUUAUGUGAACUAAAAGCUUUCUGAAGUUUGUCAGUUGGCAUACAAACAAAAAAAUACUGAAAUCCUUGACACCUCUGCAUUUUUACCAGUGAAGUUGUCAGUUACUUCAGAAAUCCAGACAUGGGCCUGGGGCUGCAGCUUUCAUGAGAUGUGAGCGGCCCAAAUCUGUUGAGAUCUUCAAAGCAGACGUUGUUCUUUUUCUCUCAUUUGAAGCUUGAUCUAAUUACCUUUUCUGAAGUGUGUCUAUUGGAAAUGGUCCUAAAAUUUCAACAGCCACAUAAAACCAGGAAAAGUUAGGAUGGAUUGAACAGAGUGUUUGAAAACAUUGGUGUUACAGAGUAUAACACAAGCAGCUAUGGUAAGUUUGGAUGUGGUACUGUUUAUUUUUAAACGUCUGUAUUUUUUGUGCAAAAGCCCAGUUGGUUUAUAUAGGGAUCAGAGUUCUGCAGUAUUGAGCACAGGAUGAAAAGUGUUAACAUUUCAAAAUCAGUUCCACUUUCUUUUGUUGUAUCUUAUGUAAAUUUUUACCUACAGCUCUCUCCCUCAUACUGUCAGACCUGUUCCAUACAUUCUUUGUUCUUUUUCAUUGAUGAUUUUCAUUUUCCUGAAAUACUAAUACUGUUUCCUGUGAAAUGACAGUUGCUCAUGUUAGUAUCAUAUUUCUUCUAGUAUGUUUUGAACCUGGUGGUCAACAGCAAUUAAAGUUCAUAGAUGUGUUAAAAAUCUCUCAAAAGUUCAUGAAAAUAGGGAGUUAGCAGUGAAGGCAUGGACUUACUACAGGAGAAGUUGGAAUGUAAGAUAUUUUAGAUUCAAGAAAACUUUCUGGGAAUUCUCUCCUAUUAGCUUCCAGAGAAUUAAUUCACUGAUUGCCCGUGAACUAUAGAAAGUAAAGUUUUGUUGCUGACAACUGUUUGUGUUUUUUGGAGGAUAUUUGAAUGUCUGUAGAUUAUACUCUAUUUGUUUAAAAGGACAAUUUGUUUAUAGACAAAAUGUAUUUUAUUAAAAAGCUUGAAUACCUUGCAGACCUAAGUUAUUGGGUCAAUGAGCCAGUGGUUGUUUAAUAAAGGAGAGUGCAAUGUAUCCUGAUAAAAUACUUGCUGGAUGCUCCCCCAAAUUGAAACAGUUACUGGCACUUUUAUUUAUUUUUUUUUUUUUUAAUUUUACCCACACUGCAGCUAGGCAAAUAUGUUACAAAUAGAUUGAUUUUGAAGUACACUAUUUGCAAGAAAAAAUAACCACUGCCUGUAGUGUUACGUUGUAGUAGCACUGAGUAAAAUCUGAUAAUUCAGUCUUAAAUUUGAAAUGCUGGUGAUUUCUGACCUUCUGGGUAAAGUUCAAAGCAAAAAAGACACAAUUUUUUUUCGGCUGUUUUAGAGUGACACCUUGUGGAGUAUAAAUGUCUGGACUUUAUUUUCAAACUGACAAAGCAGCAAAAGGAUGUUCCAAAAGUGGGGAAUUUCUUGUAUCCUAUGGGGGAGAUUUGGGGGGUGGGGUGUUCUCUGGCUGUUAAGGACAGAAACUCAUUUUUCCUGCUGUUUCUGUGUUAACAUGUAUACAUAAAUAAGUGAUGUAAAAUUUGAUAGCCUUUCAAGAGGAAAAAAAAUUAUAUUGACAGUUUUUCACUUUAUAGUCUUUCUGAUCAAUAGUCCCAUUUAAUGAAGGACAAAAUGGGAAUUACUUAAUUUUGAUUCAUAAUAAUAAUAGGAUUUAUCUAAAUGCUAUUGCAAAUACUGCUUUUGAGACACAGUCAUUAGUAGUUCUAGAUCACAGAAAUUAAAUACAAUAAAAAACCUAAGUAUCUUUUGAAAUAUAAUGAUGUAAAGGGAAAA
This is a messenger RNA of Lonchura striata (white-rumped munia), 7910 nucleotides long. RefSeq names its product cAMP responsive element modulator (gene CREM). Gene Ontology annotation, cellular component: nucleus; ATF4-CREB1 transcription factor complex. Gene Ontology annotation, molecular function: DNA-binding transcription factor activity, RNA polymerase II-specific; protein binding; RNA polymerase II cis-regulatory region sequence-specific DNA binding. The record is from RefSeq and is a predicted model, not a curated record. Gene Ontology annotation, biological process: regulation of transcription by RNA polymerase II. Lineage: Eukaryota; Metazoa; Chordata; Aves; Passeriformes; Estrildidae.